This is a messenger RNA of Porites lobata, 1290 nucleotides long. Lineage: Eukaryota; Metazoa; Cnidaria; Anthozoa; Scleractinia; Poritidae. The record is from the annotation of a GenBank genome assembly.
GCUUCUGUGUGUUCAGAAUGGAGAAAUAUUGUAAAGCAAGACUCGCAGAUUAGACGAAGGUGGAGAGAAUUCUUAGAUGAAAGAAAACGACACUUUACCCGAAAGGGAAACCGAAAGGUAAUUAGGGGGUCAAUUCUUAUUUAUAAAAAUGAUAUAAGCUUAUGUGUUGCUUGCUUUGUUCAAGAUCUUCUUGCCUAUUGGAUUACUAUCAAUUGUUUUGAAUAACCCCUUAGUGUACCCAGGAAAAAUUUGUAAUGAAAUGUGUUCACUUAAUAUAAACUUGAACUUGUUAUGUGCCAACACGGUUAGCCGGGCUGGCUCGGUUCAUGCCUUGUUUCCUCUUUAAGUUUUUGUUGUGUUUAUAUGAGAAGAUGGUUGGUUGGCAUGCCAAAAUCUUGUCUUGAGCAAGCCUUGCCAGCUCACCUUCUCAUAUAAACACAACAAAAAUUUUGAGAGGUAACAAGGCAUGAUUCAGGUCAGCCCCUCUGAUUAACCAGGCUAGCUCACCUCAUAAAAGACCCUAAGUGAUGUUUUACGUUCCAUAGGAAAAUCAUGGUACACCAUCCAAGUUCAGAUCAGCAUAUCCUAAUGAUCUGAUAAGAUUGCCACUUUCUAGCAUUAAUCACAAUCAACUACAUGGGAGGAGAGAAGACACAGGCAAUGAAACAGCUUUGAGGAGUACAGAGUUCCAGACUAUAAACUACCUCAAUAAAAACGUUCUCAUAAAAACAAAACAAAAAUUUUACAAGGUAACAAGACAUAAUUCGGGCCAGCCCCUCUAACCACGCUGGCUCACCUCAUAAAAGACCCUAAGUGUUGUCUUACAUUCCAUAGGAGAAUCAUGGUACACUAUCCACUUUCAAAUCAGCAUAUCCUGAUAAUCUGAUUAGAGUGCCACUUGCUAGCAUUAAUCGCAAUAACCUACAUGAGAGGAGAGAAGACACAAGCAAUGAAACAGCUUUGACGAGUACAGGGUUCCAGACUUACUACUCCUAUCCAAUCUCCAGAGAAGCUUCAGAUAAGCUUAGAUCAUGCCCCAAAUGCACAUCGCCUUCAAACUUCUCAAAAAUAGCAAAGGACCAAUGUCAGUGUCAAAAGUGUGGCAAUAUGUUUUGUUCAGUUUGCCUUAGGGAGACUGAACUACACACCAGUAGAGAUCAAUGUAAAGGACGAGUUAUGACUCCGCCUACUAGAACUGAUCGGCAUCUCAAAUAUAAGAAAACCAACAGGGACGUUGUUGGAAGCAAAAAGAGCAAAGAAAGACUUAGACGCUUAGGAUUAAAUUUUUAG